UUCAACAGUGAAAUGGAAGAAAAAUGUGGACGUGGAGGUUGGCGCACCGCUCAUCUCCAACUCAAAAGCGGCGGAGCUCCGAUUCUCCAAUUUGAAAGAGAAUCGAGUCCAGCAUUAUGCAAAACGACGAGGCCAAGAUCUUGCUGGGAUUUCCCCCUAAUUCCGUCCCCUCCCAAUCUCAGAUUAAGUCUGCCUACAGAAAGAAGGUUUGGGAAACUCACCCCGAUCGUUUUCCGCCUCAGCUGAAAGCCCAAGCCGACUCCAAUUUCAAAUUGCUCUCAGAAGCGUAUACUUUGUUGAACUCUUCAGGAGGAAGCAGAAGAAGAGCUCCAACAGCAGCACCCUACUACUCUAAGGUGGUGAGGACUGGUGUCCCAAACUCAAAGGGUGGACGAGGCAGUAUGAGAGCUGCAUCGGCUCCUUUUCUGUUAAUAAUAUUUGGAGCACUUGCUCUUGGCGGAUCAACUGCUUCAAGGGCUUAUCAAAGACAGAAGGAGGCUCAUCCCUGUUUCAAUCCCUUUCUCCCUUGAACUUCAGUCCAUUUAUAAUCACUUAGGAUACAAAAAUAUGUGUGAGCCCUCCCUCACAUAAGCUUAAAAACAGUUGUUGUUCUUGUAUAUAAAAAUACUUUUCCAAAAAAAUAUGUUCUCAUGAUUAAAAAUUAUUUUUGUUAUAAAUACGAUUGAUAGACUUUCAAGUGA
This is a messenger RNA of Salvia hispanica, 701 nucleotides long. Its product is annotated as Chaperone DnaJ-domain superfamily protein. The record is from RefSeq and is a predicted model, not a curated record. Lineage: Eukaryota; Viridiplantae; Streptophyta; Magnoliopsida; Lamiales; Lamiaceae. Gene Ontology annotation, cellular component: nucleus; cytoplasm. Gene Ontology annotation, molecular function: protein folding chaperone; protein-folding chaperone binding.